Molecule: messenger RNA, 1071 nt
Organism: Lepisosteus oculatus (spotted gar)
Lineage: Eukaryota; Metazoa; Chordata; Actinopteri; Semionotiformes; Lepisosteidae
Gene: gpr209
Product: G protein-coupled receptor 209
Biological process (GO): detection of chemical stimulus involved in sensory perception of smell
Cellular component (GO): membrane
Molecular function (GO): odorant binding; olfactory receptor activity
Source: RefSeq, a predicted model, not a curated record
AUGGAUGCUGAAGCCACAUUUCUCUCUCUGCUGUGCACUUUCGGGACCUGGUACAACAGCUCAGGCUCUGCUGAAGGGAGCUCCAAAACGUCAAAUACAACCAACUCCUCCACAGGCAGCCUGGAACGAUUCACUGUGGAGUGGCAGCACUUCAUGCCCCCAUGGCAGAUGAGUCUCCUGCAGAUCUGCCCCAUCCUUUGCUUCCUGGCUGUCCUGCUAGUGAUUCCUCUUAUCUUAGUGAAAGUCUUCUCCAACCCCAGGAUGCGUCAAGAAACUCGCUACCUACUUCUGGCCAACGCCUUGCUGUGUGACCUGAUGUUCAUCUCCUUCUAUAUGCUGACCACCUGCUUCAGUGCCGCUGGAGUGCUCAUGAGCAAGGAGGCCUGUGCGUCACUGCUCUACUUUUUAGGUGUUUUCUAUGGAGCCGGAGUUCUCACCACCAAAGCCAUGGUGCUGGACACCUCCUUGGCUGUGCUGCUGCCUCUCCGGUACUUGUCUCUCUGGCCGGUUUCCAGGACCAAGAAGGCCAUUCUGAUGAUGUGGCUCUCCUCCUUGCUUUUGCCCGCCGCCAGCGUGGGGCUGUUUUUGUGGUAUCAAUCCAGUAGUCCUUGUAUGAUGCAGAUUUGCUCCUUGCCCUUGCUGCUUGUCUUGACGGUGAACAGUUCUAGACCCUUGCGUGUGUCCUUGCUGGUAGCACUAACAUGCCUCCUGGUCUGCCUGCUCCUGGUCUUCUGUGGCUACGUCAUACUGUACUACAAGACUAGGCACUCUGGGAUAUGGAGAGGAUGCUUCUCCCGGGCUAAGGGAACAUUCCUGAUCCAUUACCUGCUCUUAUUCCUGUCCUGCUGCCCGGCGCUUGUGCUUGUGAUUGAGCUCCUACUGUACACAGGCAAUGGUAUUGAUCUGAGGACGGAUCUCUGGGUGUCUCUAGUCAUAUGCAACAUCCUGGUGGUGCUACCCAAAACUCUGUGCCCCUACAUGUAUGGACUGAGGUACAGGGACUUAUCCAAAGCUGUCCUGGCAUUCUACAGGCUAAAAUGGCCAAGCCCAGCAGUGUCCCCACUUACAUAG